Molecule: messenger RNA, 4952 nt
Organism: Ictidomys tridecemlineatus (thirteen-lined ground squirrel)
Lineage: Eukaryota; Metazoa; Chordata; Mammalia; Rodentia; Sciuridae
Gene: Kansl3
Product: KAT8 regulatory NSL complex subunit 3
Biological process (GO): positive regulation of transcription by RNA polymerase II
Cellular component (GO): NSL complex
Source: RefSeq, a predicted model, not a curated record
GGGCCGGGAGAAAGGGCUCCCGGGGCAUGGCCCUGGCCCAGGCUGCUACGGGGAGCGCGCCUCGUUGUAGUCCCCAAACUUAAGAGUACCGUGACGUCGCUGCAAAACUUUUCCUGAGCGUACCCCGGGAGGAGGAGAGGGAGCCCCGGCCGCCCACGUUGCGCUGCUCGAGCCGCCCGCUCCUCCCACGUUUGCUCUAGAGAAUGGAAACAGGAAACCCUCAGCUUUUUGGAAUUCGUGUUUGUGAUACCUGUAGUUUGCCGGAAGCCUUCCGUCCCAUGUAGGAAAGUGUGGUGCUGGCCGAGUAACUCCAGGGUCUGUCCCAGGGUGACUAGCAUGCAGAUACCCAUGCUCUGACUUGCUGCCCCUCUACUGACAUGGCCCACCGGGGUGGGGAGAGGGACUUCCAGACUUCAGCUCGUCGCAUGGGCACCUCACUGCUCUUCCAGCUUUCAGUGCACGAACGGGAACUGGACUUGGUUUUUCUGGACCAUAGCUAUGCCAAGCCAUGGAGUGCCCACCCAGAUGCCAGUAGUGCCCGCCCUACCCGCAUGCUCUUUGUUACUCCCCGGAGGCAGCACGAGAAUACCAUUGAAUCAGACGUCCCAAUAGAUGUGGAGACAGUCACAUCGACUCCCGUGCCACUCUAUGACAACCAGAAGGCGCGCAGCGUGAUGAAUGAGUGCGAAAGGCAUGUCAUCUUUGCCAGGACUGAUGCAGAUGCCCCUCCUCCACCAGAGGACUGGGAGGAGCAUGUCAACAGGACUGGCUGGACAAUGGCCCAGAACAAGCUAUUCAACAAGAUCCUCAAAGCCCUGCAGUCUGACCGACUUGCCCGCUUGGCCAAUGAAGGGGCUUGUAAUGAGCCAGUGCUACGCCGUGUAGCCGUGGACAAGUGUGCAAGGCGUGUGCGGCAGGCCCUGGCCAGUGUGAGCUGGGACACCAAGCUGAUCCAGUGGCUGCACACGACCCUGGUGGAGACCUUGAGUCUGCCCAUGCUGGCCGCCUACCUGGAUGCUUUGCAGACACUGAAAGGGAAGAUCCCGACCUUGAUUGACCGCAUGCUUGUGUCGUCCAACACGAAGACUGGGGCUGCAGGAGCUGAGGCCUUGUCACUGCUGCUGAAGAGGCCCUGGGACCCUGCUGUGGGGGUGCUUUCUCAUAACAAGCCAAGCAAACUCCCUGGCUCUCCUCUGAUCCUCAUCGCCUCCUCGGGCCCCUCCAGCUCUGCGUUCCCCACCUCACGCCGCCACCGCUUCUGGCAGUCUCAGCUGUCCUGCUUAGGCAAGGUCAUUCCUGUCGCCACCCAUCUGCUGAACAACGGCAGUGGGGUGGGCCUUCUGCAAUGCCUUGAGCAUAUGAUCGGGGCGGUGAGAAGCAAAGUAUUGGAGAUUCACAGCCAUUUCCCACACAAGCCCAUCAUCUUGAUCGGCUGGAACACAGGAGCUUUGGUGGCCUGUCAGGUGUCAGUCAUGGAGUAUGUCACUGCAGUUGUCUGCCUUGGGUUUCCUCUGCUCACCGUGGACGGCCCCCGAGGGGAUGUGGAUGAUCCCCUCUUGGAUAUGAAGACUCCAGUCCUCUUUGUCAUUGGUCAGAAUUCCCUGCAGUGUCACCCUGAAGCCAUGGAGGACUUCCGGGAGAAGAUCCGUGCUGAAAACAGCUUGGUGGUUGUUGGGGGAGCUGAUGACAAUCUCAGAAUAAGCAAAGCAAAGAAGAAAUCAGAAGGGUUGACUCAAAGCAUGGUGGACAGAUGUAUUCAGGAUGAGAUUGUGGACUUUCUGACGGGAGUGCUCACUCGCUCUGAGGGCCAUGUGGGCUCUGAGCCUCGGGAUCAGGAUGCUGAGAAGAAGAAGAAGCCCCGUGACGUGGCUCGAAGAGACCUGGCCUUUGAAGUCCCUGAGCGGGGCAGUCGACCUGCUUCCCCGGCCGCCAAGCUGCCCGCCUCACCCUCAGGCUCAGAGGAUUUCUCCAGUGUGUCCAGCAGCCCCACCUCCAGUCCCAAGACCAAAGUGACCACAGUGACCUCUGCUCAGAAGUCCAGCCAGAUCGGGAGCUCCCAGCUGCUGAAGAGACACGUGCAGCGGGCAGAAGCCAUGCUGACCCACAAACAAGCCCAGGCACAGUUUGCUGCUUUUCUGAAACAAAACAUGCUGGUGAGGAAAGCUCUUCCUCCUGGCGCCUCCUCCUGUCUCUUUGUUCCCAUUUCAUCAGAACCAGCAGAAGAAGCAGAGAAGGAGGAGCUCAGGGUUCAGCUGAAGAGGCAUCACCCCUCCAGCCCCCUUCCCGGCAGUAAGACCUCCAAGCGACCCAAGAUCAAGGUGUCCCUUAUUUCUCAGGGGGACACGGCUGGAGGGCCUUGUGUUGCUUCCCAGGGAGGAGCUCCAGAUGCGGCGGGCGGGAAGGCCAUCGCUGUGACGCUGGGGCAGGCGUCAGCAGGUGGACUGCUCCCCACAGCCAGGUCAAGUGCUUCUGAAGGUGUGGCGGCCAGCCCAGCCCCCUCAGUGGUCUCUGGAAGCACCACACCCAGCACCCUGCACACACUCCAGAGCCGCUUGGUGGCCACCUCUCCUGGCGGCUCCCUCCCAGGUGCCACAUCAGCCAGCAGCCUCCUGCAGGGCCUCAGCUUCAGCUUGCAGGACAUCAGCAGCAAGAGCUCUGGCUCCUCCGGGAACCCUGGCCUCCCUGGCCCUGGGCCAGCCCCACAGGCCGCCAGUGUGAAGUUGCCCACCCCCAUGCAGAGUCUGGGUGCCAUCACCACGGGCACCAGCACCAUUGUCCGUACCAUCCCUGUGGCCACCACCCUCUCCUCCUUGGGUGCCACUCCUGGUGGGAAGCCCACAGCCAUCCACCAGCUGCUGACCAAUGGGGGCCUUGCUAAGUUAGCAAGUAGCCUCCCUGGCCUGGCUCAGAUCUCUAACCAGGCAUCAGGCCUGAAGGUCCCCACCACCAUCACUCUCACUCUCCGUGGCCAGCCUAGCAGGAUCACCACGCUGAGUCCCAUGGGCUCAGGAGCAGCUCCGUCUGAGGAGGCCACCUCCCAGGUGCUGCCCUCCAGCUCCCAGCGCCUGCCUCCAGCCCCCUGAAGACGCCAAGCCACGCGUCCUCCUUACUAGGCUGGUGAUGGCUGCCCACAGUGGGCCUGGGCUAGUGCACGGUCCCGCUGAGCUGAGUGUCUGAAGACCCCUUGAAGAUGGUCAUUCUGCUGCUCCGCCAACUGUCAUCAGGGCUGGGCCUCUGAAUGUCGAGAAACCCUUAGGCCAUGCAGGGGAGCAGCAGCAUCUGGGACCUGCGAGCCCGGCUCCUGGGAUGCCCCCUUCUCAGCAGAUCUGGUCGGGUCUGGUCCAGGGCACUUCCUCCCCAGCUCGGCACAGCUGGACCUGGGUCUGUGUUCGCCACUCACUGCACUGUCACAGAGGAGGACACGGGAACCACUCUGGGCUGUAGGGUUAAGAGCAGGAGCCCGCAGUCAGUAAAGGACCAGCGGGGCUUGUCUUGGAUGUCACCUGCUAUGCUGAGCAGCCCUUGGAAUUGAGAAACCACCUCAGGGACUGAGCAGCCUGCUGGAGCCCUCGGCUUUCAGAGGUUUCAUGAUGAAGGCGAAGAGAACUGGGCCGUGUUGUCUUCCAGCCCCUUUGACCACUGUGGGAGCAGAAGUUGUCAAGGGGUGACAGCUGGCCCUUUGUCUUUUUCCCCAUGUGCUGGGCAGUUGCUGCGUCCAGAGAGCCUGCAGGUCCAGGAAGCAGCUGGCGGGGGCGCCAGAGAGCCCUGAGUGCAGAAGGCAUGGGCCUGGGCUCUGCAUCUGGCCAGAAUUGAGAAGCAGCAGCCCCAAGUUAGGGGGACCCUGAGGCCUGUCUGCAGCGCCUGGAGGUGAGGCAGGGACCACCAGCCACAGUAGCUAUGGUCAUGCCACUGCCCUGGAGGACGCUUGGGCAGCAGGGUGGCAAAGGCUGGGCUCCGGGAUUUCUAUUUCUGUUUCACACGAUGUUUUGUCUCCUGCUUGUAAGUGGAACGAUAGUGGCAGUGACUCUACUAGGCAGGGUUUCGAGUGCCAGCCUGAGCCCUGCUGAUCGUGCUCCCUGGGGAACUGGUGGCUGAAAAUGGAGCCCUGAGCCCCACCCUGCCUCUUCACGACACCGAGCAAAGGUAGUUUAUUAGUGUUUGACUUUGAACCUGGGCUCCAGAGAUGACUCCCUUCCCUUCCACACCUGAAAAGGUUGCCAGCCAGGGUGACUGUGUUUAGCCCUGGGCCCCGACCCCCGCCAGACCACCUAUGUUCAGUCCCAGGGCCUCAGAGCGGCCUGAGCAGCCGCCUUGAAGGAGAGCACGGUGUUCCUGCAGCCCAACCCUCCCUCCCUGUCUCAGCAGGGCAUCAAGGGGCGGGUGGCAUUUUGGCAUUAGCUGUAGGCAGCUGCUUUCUGGAGUACAGCAGGCAAUCUAGUAAAUUAAGGAAGGUGUGAGACCUGAGAGGCACCAAGGCUCAGGGUCUUGGUGGCUGUGUGGUGGGUCACAGCAUGCCAGAAGAGCAGAGCAUUAACACUGUGGACCUCCGCGACUCUUUGGGGACUCAUUUAGGACACACAGAAGGCCAUGGAUGACCCUUGUGACAGGUGAGCAGCCUGGACGAUGCUGGAGGGGCUGCUUCUGACUGAUGCUGGGACCAAAGACAAACUCAUAUGUUGUCCUACCUAUCUGGGGCAGCCCCGGGGCCACGACCUCAGAGGCAAUACUCAUGGUGGAAAACAUAGAAAGAUCAAGAAGCCUUUAUGUUCUUGGGUGACGGGUGUGUGUGGAUGUCCUGUGGAAGAUGUCCUUGGACUUUCAGGAGAGGUCACUGAGGGGCGAAGACCCUCUGUCACCCUUGGUCCCACUGCAGAACAGCCUUGGGCUGGGUGGGUUAGAGCCGAGCACUGGCAGAAACAAUUAAAAAACCCAGACCACCGUGGCUCACUUCA